Molecule: messenger RNA, 1380 nt
Organism: Triplophysa dalaica
Lineage: Eukaryota; Metazoa; Chordata; Actinopteri; Cypriniformes; Nemacheilidae
Gene: htr1fb
Product: 5-hydroxytryptamine (serotonin) receptor 1Fb
Exons: 2
Coding region: 199-1317 (372 amino acids)
Biological process (GO): chemical synaptic transmission; G protein-coupled receptor signaling pathway, coupled to cyclic nucleotide second messenger
Cellular component (GO): plasma membrane; dendrite
Molecular function (GO): neurotransmitter receptor activity; G protein-coupled serotonin receptor activity
Source: RefSeq, a predicted model, not a curated record
AGCUCCCACUGCUCCCACGCACUAGAUGAGCCACACGCGCUCACGUCUGGAGCUCUCAAACUACAGCUUGCUCGCUCGCACCCAAUUCCGACAUUCCAAUCAAUUACAGGAAAUCGUCCUAAAAGGAUUACUGCUCUUUUCUCUUUGACCUGCUACGUGGAACCAAUAAAUGUAACAGCCGUAAAGUUAGCUGUAAACAUGGACUCCAUCAAUUGUUCCACUGUGGACCUCUCUGAUGAUUUGGACAGUAGGAUGAACCCCAGUAAGAUUUUCCUCUCCCUUACCCUUUCCAUUUUAGCGGUGGCCACCACUGCCAUAAACUCCCUUGUCAUCACUGCCAUCCUGAUCACCCGGAAACUACACCAACCUGCCAACUACCUCAUCUGCUCUCUUGCUGUGACAGACCUUCUGGUUGCCGUUCUUGUGAUGCCAGUCAGCAUUGUGUACAUGGCUGAGGAGAAAUGGGUUCUAGGUCCCAUUGUGUGUCACCUGUGGUUGGGUAUUGAUGUAACAUGCUGCACCUGCUCGAUUUUACACCUGGCUGCUAUUGCUCUCGAUCGAUACCGUGCCAUCACCGACGCUGUGGCUUAUUCCCAGAAACGCACAUGUAAAAGAGCAAUCGUGACCAUAUUUGCUCUGUGGACACUGUCUGUACUGGUGUCUCUGCCACCUUUGGUGUGGAGGAAGUUCCCCAGAGUGGAACUCAAGGACGGGAAAAGGGAAGUCAUGGACUGCUUGAUAGAACACGAUCACGUGGCAUUCACCGUCUAUUCCACAUUUGGAGCAUUUUACAUUCCACUGACCCUCAUCCUGGUGCUUUACUACAAAAUCUACAAGUCAGCAGAGAUGCUACGUAACCGCAGAGGGAGCAGCCGAUUGGUUAAACAAACAGUGCGCAGCGUUAUGCUUUCUGGAUUGAGUUCCGAUAGAGACAUGUCUCUCAAUCCAGAUACAUUCAGCCCAAUUGAGAAGUCAUUUUCAGACCCAUCAACGGACGGGGAAAGAGUUCGCAGCACUUGCUCAUCAGGAAAUCUCAUCAGGGUUCGCAGAACCCCUGGGACCAGAGAAAGACGAGCAGCUUUAACAUUAGGCCUCAUCCUCGGAGCAUUCGUGAUGUGUUGGUUACCCUUCUUUCUGAAAGAGGUGAUUGUAAAUGUCUGUGUGACGUGCAGCACCUCUGCUGUGCUUGCAGAUAUGCUCACCUGGCUCGGAUAUCUCAACUCACUCAUCAAUCCACUGAUAUACACCAUCUUUAAUGAGGAUUUUAAGAAGGCUUUCAAGAAACUUUUGCCUCUCUGUUGUAGCAAUAUCCUGUGAAUUAACGAAGGAAAAACAUUUCAAAACUAGACUUGUGCUAAAUUAUGGGGAACAAAUCUUUAA